Messenger RNA from Folsomia candida, 4350 nucleotides. RefSeq names its product innexin inx2. The transcript is spliced from 10 exons. The coding region runs from base 1168 to 2871 and encodes 567 amino acids. The record is from RefSeq and is a predicted model, not a curated record. Gene Ontology annotation, molecular function: gap junction channel activity. NCBI's taxonomy places the organism in Eukaryota, Metazoa, Arthropoda, Collembola, Entomobryomorpha, Isotomidae. Gene Ontology annotation, cellular component: plasma membrane; gap junction.
AGUCGUCAUCGUCGUCACCAUCACCCCACAAAGCAAUUUCACAAUUGACGCUCUACAUUACCAAUCCAUUACCAAUCCAAUAUGUUUAGUUGAGAGAGAGAAAGAGCCAAAAUUUUCUCAGAAUUUUCCGAGAUUUUGCGACAGGAAAUGAGAUAAAUAAGUAUAUUAUGUUGUUCGAUUGUCCUCCUUUGACGAGGAAGCUGCGUUACGUGCAUAAGAUUUAACAACCCCUUCUUAAAAUAGAUAGUUAACAACAAGAAAUAACUCACUCUCCUCCAUUCCAGUUCGACCCAAAGUUAAUAACUUUUCUAUAAAUUAAAAUAAUAAUCCUAUAAAAAAGCAAACUAAAUCCUCAGAGUGCCAUUUCUACUAAAAAAUUCCCUCUAAACAAGCUAAAAACACAAAAUAUUGCAAUAAUUCGGGCUCGUUUAAAGCAUUUUUACCCACUGCUACCACACGACUGCAGAUAUUACCCACAAAAGUAGCGUGUGAUCCCAGUGGAGCAGAACUCUUAUUAAUAAUACGCGUUGAUUAACCUCUAUUGCUCUUAAGCGAAUAAAUAAAACAAUGGACAUAUUAUGAGAGUGCUCCAUUAUAUUAACAUCUCAUCAAAAUUCUCAUAGGAUGUGUGACUCACAUUUAAGUCAGUUAUCAAAAACGUCUCUCCGAAGAAAGUUCUAGAUCAAAGGACACAUUGUGUUACAGUGAAUCAAGUUAACGAAUAAGAUUUGGAGUUUGGAACAAUGGACGCUCAUUGUAGAAUACGGUCUUGACACGAGAAGACGACGCUGUUAUUUUUUUUAAACAAACGAAACGAGAGACGAAAGUGAACAAGAAUAAUAAGAGAAGAAGAAGGAGCGUGGAAAACCUUUCCGACUGAUUCAAGACUGAUAUAUUUGAAGAAAAAUAUAAUUUUGCCACAACAGAAGCUAUAAAAACUUAUACAUCCGUCCAUUCAGAAAGUGAAAUUUGUACGAGAAAAAAAGAAGGAAAAAAUCUUGCUAAACAAAAAUCGGCAAUAAAUCGAUUGAGAAUCUUGAUUGAGAAUCUUCCCAAACCACUUGUACUCUCAGGACUUUGCUGCAAGCAAAGAACAUCACAAAACGCUGCAGGCAAGGCAAUCAUCGCUUCCCCGAAUAAGGAAACAAGAUUGCGUCUCAAAAUAAAAUGCCGCUCAACAUCGCCUCCGUCCUCAGCUUCAUCCCCACAAAUUUGUGGCGACAGCUGAAAAAAUUUGUCACUCGGGACACCCUCAUCGUAUUCGAUGUACCCUUCAAGCUCUCAACAAAAUACACCCCCGCACUGCUCGUCGUCAUGAUGUGUCUCUCGUUCGCCAAUCAGUUUGUGCGCAACAUCGAAAUUGAUUGUAGCUACGGAGGGAGUACAGGGGCACAAACGAGGGGGGGAGGAGGCUACGGUGGACAACAGGCCGGAGGUGAUACGGAACUGAACGACUUUUGCUGGAAUCAUGACACUUUUCUCGUGGCAAAAGCAUUACAACCCGCGAUGCGUGGACUCGUCACAUACCCGGGAGUUAGUGGAUACGACCGUGGAAAAGAUCAGAUUAUCCGACAAAGAUAUUAUAAACAAGUCUGGCUCAUUCUGGGAAAAAUCGCAAUUCUCGCAUUUCUUCCCUACUUUUUAUGGAAGUUGCGAGGAGCCGAGAAGAUGCGCAGCUUAAUCGACGUAAUGGAGACGGACGAGAAUACCGAGGACGAAGUGAGGGUCACUUACUUUCUCGAGACGCUCGGUUUCAAUGAAGGAUUUGCCCUUUACUACCUGGCAUGCAAAAUGUUGGCUGGAAUAACGCCUAUUUUGACCUGGGUCUACCUCACUGGGUUUAUGGGAAGGACAUAUAAAGUUUACGGAUGGGAUGUCUUGACACAUUUUAUGGACGAAGGAGACAACUGGCCGAAUCCUAUGGAUUCUCUGUUCCCGAAAAUGGCCAAGUGCGAAUGGGCCCGUUACGGUCAUGGAGGUGAUGUUGAAGUAAAAUCUGCACAAUGUCAGCUUCCAAUGAACAACCUCACCCAGUGGUCAUUUUUCUUGUUUUGGUGGUGGAGCAUUGUGGUCUUGGUGGUCAACAUGAUCUCUUGCAUUCGACUCCUCUUGUUGUGGAUGUGCCGACCCUACAGGACCAUCCAGUACAGGAGCUUUGUGCACAAGGCGUGUCGUCAGGAUGUGGAGAAAGCCAGAACUUACACUGUUCAUACAAUUGGAGGUCAAUUUCUUCAAAGGCGAUACAGGAAAAGUGACAUUGUAAUGGUCCAACUUUCAUUUGGCGAUUGGCUCGUACUUUCUUUCCUCAAGCGAAAUUUGGCAGACUGGCAGUUCCGUGAGUUUAUCAAGAAAUUGGUCGUCACAGAGAACACCGCAUUGCAACUGAAACCCAUGCCAUCCGUCGUCAUUGAUCAUGAUGACCGAUCUUCAACUGGGGACAAGGGAGGAAAGAAGGGCGAGUUUAACCUAAGCGUGGACGAUGUUGAUGGAAAGGGACCCUCACUCACCUCGACCCCUGCACCUCCCCCAAUUGGAUUCAUCCAUCAUCCCUACCACCCACCCUCCCUUCCCACAUAUUCUGCAUGUGGGACCAAUGACUGCGAUGACGAAAUCUCACCAACAUCCACGCCGCACAACGGUCUCCAAGGCGGAGACGAUGACGAUUCCUCGAUCGGGAAUACUUCGGUCACAAUGUUGUGCCGAGGUCAAACGACGAUCAAUAUCACACCCCCCGUCAAAAUUAACCGCGCCCUCAUGCGCCAACAACAGAAUCAGACCCAGGCUCAACAGGGAGGAUCGUCACAACAAAGACAGCAACAGUACCACAAUCAAGCUCCAACCGCACCCACAAGUAAAACGAGACGAACGUAGUAGUUGUGUUGGACUUGGAUUUGUGGUACGAGUUCCUUUUAGUUUGCCAUUGUUGCAGCCUAAGUUGUUUUUGUGAUUAUUAUUUGUAACUAUCUCCACACACAUGUUAAGUACACGGCGUCGACAAGCUAGUGAGACUAAUUAAGUAUAAAUUUAGCAAUAUAAUGAUCGUGGUGUUUAUACAAUAGUGUUUAUACAAUGAGGUUUUAUUGCAAUCUGUUUAAACUCUUUCUUGAUCGCAAAGUACAAAAACCAGGAAAGAAUUCUUGUGUAUUGCAAAAAAUGUUGUCAUACUUUAUUUAACGUUAUCAAUUGUAGGCAAAGUGCAUUUUGUUGGAAAAACAAUUGUGUAUUGAUCUCUCAUGUAAAGCAAUAAGUGUCCUAUUCUGUGCUCUGCCUUUUCGCUUACUUUUUAAAACAUUCAAACAAAUGACUAUAUAUAUUUGCCAUAUUAUCAUGUUUUUUUACAAUGCAUUGAUUUUUUGUAUGGCUGCGUAUGUCUUUUUUUAUUUAAUGAAAUUUUUACAUUUAGUGUGGUAAAUGAGACCAAAUGUUGUUCUUAUAAAUACUUCAAUGUUACAUGAAAAGAAAAACAGACCAACUCAUUCAUCUGUCCGCAAUCUUCCUUGACAAGCUCUGCUCAACCGGAAGUGUUCCGAGUUUUUUGUAUUUUUAUAUAUACAAAUAUUUGCUCAAGAGUAUUUAUUUCUUUAGUUUGUAAGUUUUACUUGUACAUAAAUGCAUAUUUUAACUGCUGUUUGUAAAAUAGCGAUUACAAUCAAUCAUUCCUAUAUUUCAUUCCUUUUUUAUUUAUUUAUGUACUUAUAUAUUUUCUUAAAAUGUGACCAUAGUUGUCAAUGCAUGAGGGUCUCAAGAACUAGAGGUCUUUUGUUUUUACUGUGCAAUGCAAACAAGUUUUAGUAGUUGACUGGAUUGUGAUUGUAAGAUAAUUUUUUUUAAUAGUGCCGUGUGAGCACAAGAACGAAAAUUAUGUGUUUGUAAAAAGUGCCCAUUUUUACUUAAAAAGUACUGCAAUUGAAAUACGGUAUUAAAGAUUUGUGCCAUAUCAUCGUCAUCAUGAAAUCAAACGAAAUUCAUUACGUUUUUGGGGGUUUAUAGUGCUUAGUAUUUUUUUAGUUUUUAUUUGUAUGUGGUAGUGGUAUAAGUAGUGAUUAAGUAAUAGAUAAGUAGAUCGAGUAAUAAUAAUAAAUAAUUGUAGUUUCGUACUGUAUAUCACAUCGUUAGUCGUCCAACUAUUUCAAAUUUUUUUAAAAUCAUGAACUGAUUUUAAAAUUGUGUUCCCUUUUUCCUUGUGAUACAUCUGUACAGUGGAGAAAGAGGGUGAAAAAUCAUGUUAAAAUGUGGUUAAUUAUAUGUAGAGUUUCUCAAUCAUUUUCUCGUUGUAUUUUUUAUAAAUUACAAUCGGGUGCACAUAGAUUGAAAAAGUAAAAAAUAAAAAAGUUGGCAUUUGAAAAAAAA